Drosophila ficusphila is the source of this 4103-nucleotide messenger RNA. RefSeq names its product serine/threonine-protein kinase/endoribonuclease IRE1 (gene Ire1). Gene Ontology annotation, biological process: protein phosphorylation; IRE1-mediated unfolded protein response; intrinsic apoptotic signaling pathway in response to endoplasmic reticulum stress. The record is from RefSeq and is a predicted model, not a curated record. NCBI's taxonomy places the organism in Eukaryota, Metazoa, Arthropoda, Insecta, Diptera, Drosophilidae. The transcript is spliced from 7 exons. Gene Ontology annotation, cellular component: IRE1-TRAF2-ASK1 complex. Gene Ontology annotation, molecular function: RNA endonuclease activity; ATP binding; protein serine/threonine kinase activity. Bases 338 to 3562 code for a protein of 1074 amino acids.
UGGUCUUUUGCAACUAACCGCCCACUGUCACUUUACUCCGCUCACUUCUCGAAUUCUCAACAAUGGCGAACGCAAUUGGAAAAUAUUAAACGCGAGUGCCAAGAAAAUGUGAAAUUAACCCACAGCCAAAGCUGCAAAAGUGUUUACAAGUUGAAAGGCCAUGAAGAAGAGGCGAUAAUAUGCCAGAAACAAUAAACCAAAAGUGACUGCAAGUGCAAACUGAAAACGGAUCGGAAGUCGCAGAAAUUAGUUAUCUCUCUCUCUCGCUCGCUCACUCGCUCUUUCUUUAAAACCCCCACCCCCCGACCGGCUGUUGAAGCUCAGUGUGUUUUGCAAAAUGAGAUUCUGCGUCGCGAUUUGUUGCGUGUUAUUUUUGCUGGCCAGCGGGCCUAUUGCAUCAGCUAUAGCCAGAGCAAAACAACAAACCGACUCGGCAGAAGUCGUCAGCAGUGGCGAAGAUGAAAAGGCGGACUGCACGGACCUCGCUCGCGACGAGGAGGCACUGAUGGUGUUCUCCACUUUGGGUGGCGGACUGACGGCCAUCGAUCCGGUGACCAGCGAAAUACGCUGGACAAUAGCAGAUGAACCUCCGAUAGUAGCAGAGCCUCAGGAGAAUGUGCAGGUCCCACACUUUCUGCCGGAUCCUCGGGAUGGCAGCAUCUAUCAGCUGGGUCAGAUGGGCAGUCUCAAGAAGCUACCCUAUACCAUUCCCCAGCUGGUGGCUAAUGCUCCUUGCCGCUCCUCCGACGGAAUUCUGUAUUCCGGCAAGAAGAGUGACACUUGGUACAUGGUGGACCCCAAGACGGGCCGGAGGGAGAAGGUUAUGGGCUUCGGAGAUGCCAGCAUGGAUGGCAAGGAGGGCGAACAGAUUGGCUGGGCCACUUCGCGGGCCAUUUAUCUCGGUCGCACUCAGUACACGGUGAUGAUGUACGACAGCCUGUCCAAAAACAAAAAUGCCAAGCCCUGGAACAUCACUUUCUACGACUACAAUGCUGUGAGUGCUCCACCAGAGUUGGCGAAGGAAUAUGAAUACAUCCAUUUGACCACCACAAGCAAUGGACAAAUCGUGACCCUAGAUCGCAAACAGGGUAAAUUUUUGUGGCAGCGGGAUUUAAGCAGUCCAGUUGUCGCCGCGUUCCUUUUGGGUCCAGAUGGUCUACUCAGUGUGCCUUUUACCACGGUUUCCGAUGAGGCUUAUCAGGCCAUACUCGAGGAGUCAAAAACCGGAAAUGUGAACACCGUUAAGCUAUUUCAAUCGCUUUACGUGGGCGAGCACCAAAAGGGCUUGUACGCUUUGCCCUCGCUGGUGGACAAGAACACGCCUCGGAUUUCCACAGCACCGCCUAUAAAACUCCUCGAUGGACCUACAGGAGAGCCAAACAUUAAGGACAAUGAUCCGCGUACCGUUUACAUUAACGAUGUGCUGCAAGAACAUCCGGGCAUUAUGCUGGGACACUACAAUAUGCCCAAUGAGGGUAAUGGCAACUUGCAGCUAUCACCCACACCAUCUGCCAGCAAGGUGGUGAACAGCCUGGCCACCAUUCACAACUACAACGAUGGCUACGGCCUGUUGGCCAACAAUGAAAAGAAUGCCGCCGACAUUGGCGUGCAAACGGAUCCGGAACUAGUGGAGAUUGGCAUUGAACAGCGGACAAAUGGGAACACCAUUAAUCGGACAAAGACAAUCAUCCUGCAGAACAGCAAUAAGGUGCAGGCCUUUAUCAACGAGUGGUUUAUGGAGCAUCCGAGCGGAAAGGUUCAUCAGAUUCUGAUUGUCAUCGUUCUGGGAAUGAUUGCCCUGUUUUGGUACACCUGCAGCACCAUGAGAGAGUUACAAAAGCAGAGCGAGAACGGCUCAAAAACCUUUGCUAUAACCCAAAAUGGUUCCAAUGGUAGCAACGGCAGUAAUGGCAGCAAUUCAAGUGCCGAGGAUCUGGUGGAUUUGGGCAAUGGACAAGUGCGCGUGGGCAAGAUCAGCUUCAGCACGAACGAAGUGUUGGGAAAGGGCUGCGAGGGCACUUUCGUGUUUAAAGGCACCUUCGAGGAGCGCUUUGUAGCCGUGAAACGACUGCUGCCUGAGUGCUUUACGUUUGCUGAUCGCGAGGUGGCUCUGCUCCGGGAAUCGGAUGCGCAUGAGAACGUAGUGCGAUACUUCUGCACUGAACAGGAUCGCCAGUUCCGCUAUAUAGCCGUGGAACUUUGCGCUGCAACUUUACAGGAUUAUACUGAAGGAGAUCGCUCGCUUGAGCUUCAGAAUCACAUCGAUGUUUGGCAGGUGUUGAGCCAAGCUUCUGCUGGAUUGAGUCAUCUCCACUCCCUCGAUAUUGUACAUCGCGACAUCAAGCCGCAGAAUGUUUUGAUUUCGCUACCAGACGCAAGGGGCAAGGUCCGGGUAAUGAUCUCUGAUUUUGGCCUCUGCAAGAAGCUCAAUUUUGGCAAGACCAGUUUUUCUCGCCGCUCGGGUGUAACUGGCACCGAUGGUUGGAUAGCCCCUGAGAUGAUGCGAUCCCAGCGAACGACAACUGCUGUGGAUAUCUUCUCACUGGGUUGCGUCUACUAUUAUGUAUUAAGCGGAGGUCAUCAUGCCUUUGGAGAUAAUCUUAAGCGUCAGGCCAACAUACUCUCGCACGAGUACAAUUUAGCCAAGCUGCGUACAGAAGAUGACAGGGAGAUUAGCCGCAUUAUUCUUGCUGAGCAAUUAAUAUCGGACAUGAUUCACAAGGAUCCGCAAUCGCGUCCACCAGCUCGCUGUAUUGGAAACCAUCCAUUGUUUUGGGAUGAGCCAAAGAUGCUCUCCUUCCUGCAGGACGUCAGUGAUCGUGUGGAGAAGUUGCAGUUCCAUGCCGAACCGCUCAAGUCGCUGGAAAAGAACGGUCGGAUAGUCGUUCUGGACGAUUGGAACUUGCAUUUGGACCCGAUGAUCACAGAUGAUUUGAGAAAGUAUCGCGGCUACAUGGGCGCCAGUGUGAGAGAUUUGCUUCGUGCUCUGCGCAACAAGAAGCACCACUAUCAUGAGUUGACUCCGGCCGCUCAGGAAAUGCUGGGAUGCAUUCCGCACGAGUUUACCAACUAUUGGGUGGACCGCUUCCCGCAGCUCAUCUCGCACGCUUACCAUGCGUUCAGUAUUUGCUCAAACGAGCCCAUCUUCAAGCCGUACUACAAUGCCGGCUACCACUUUUCCCGUCCGUGGUACUUUGAUGCGGACGAUGCCCUGUUCCCCAUGCUGAUGCGGGAUCCUAAGCCGCUGCCCAAGUUAGGAAGUCCGAAGAGAACACCCCCACCUGCUAACAGCCAAGCUCAGCAGCUGAAGCAGAGGAAGGGUCUCUACAAUUUCCGUAAGACGAGCGAUGAGCUGCCGAUUCCGGGAGUCGGGUUGCAGCGAAAUCUGGAGCUGAAUGGACAAUCACUGGAGUCGGAAGAGCAACGUGAUGUGUUCGCCAACUUCAAGUUCCGACGAUACGGUAAGCAAGGAAACAAUCGCAAUUACAACGGGGGUCACAAGGACACGCAGGAGAAGGAGAAGUACGUAAGUUGGACGCUGCCGCCUUCAACGCAGGAUUAGACAAAAAUAAUAAUCGUAGACAAGAUUUAUUUUUAAUCAUUUUUUAAUUUAAUUAUUAUUAUUUAAUUGUGCAAUUUGUGUAUAUGCAACUAUUCCAAAACGAUUCCCUAAUCAGUUCUUAGCAAAAAUAUUCAACGAUAAUUAAAUGAAACUAUUUUGUAUACCAUUGUAAGCAUAAUGUAGAGUGUGUCGUCUGUCGAAUGCACGCAAUUUAACUGUGAUAAUUUUUGAUUUUUGUUUAAUGCCCAAGUGCAAAUUGAUCUAGAUAAAUAGUUCGAUUUUUAUGAAUAGUACUUAGACUUAUUGUAUAUUAAUGCAUUAUUUAAGAGAUAAUCCCAACACUUCUCCCCCCGUGGAGAUUUUUGACAAGCGGAAUGUUUUUAGUUUUUAAUACCUAUUAUUAAAAGCACUUAGUAUUAAAGUUAAAGAAUGGAAUUUUUGAGUUGAUGGACAACUUUAUGCUUGGUUACGAGCUGCAUUUUCUAAGAAAUAUUAAGCUUAAUCAAAAUGAAAACUAAAUAAAAAUGUAAUACAAAUUUUA